This is a messenger RNA of Plodia interpunctella (Indianmeal moth), 747 nucleotides long. It is a transcript of the gene dod, whose product is annotated as dodo. The transcript has 2 exons. The record is from RefSeq and is a predicted model, not a curated record. Gene Ontology annotation, cellular component: cytosol; nucleus. Bases 144 to 614 code for a protein of 156 amino acids. Gene Ontology annotation, molecular function: protein binding; peptidyl-prolyl cis-trans isomerase activity. NCBI's taxonomy places the organism in Eukaryota, Metazoa, Arthropoda, Insecta, Lepidoptera, Pyralidae.
CGUUGACAAAUUAAUAUUAUCGUCGGCGUCUGUUGGGCAUCUGAUUUUGAUUUUGUUUUCUAAACUUAAUUUGUGAUUUAAUUUUUCAUUUUACUUACUUCAGAAUAACGAGAAGCGGAUAACAACCAGGCAAUCAAUCAAGAAUGUCCAACGAUAAUGACGCCCCCUUGCCAGAGGGAUGGGAGAUGAGGACUAGUCGUUCCACGGGAAUGACAUAUUUCAUCAACAUGUACACGAAGAAGUCUCAAUGGGAACGUCCGGAAGCCCCUGCGGACCCCGGUGAGAUCCGCUGUAGCCACAUACUUGUCAAACACUCGGAGAGUCGACGGCCGUCAUCCUGGAGAGAGGAGACUAUUACUCGUACCAAAGAAGAAGCACUUGAGAUUCUAAAGAGCUAUCGUAAGCAGAUUGUAGCGAACGACGCAACAUUUGUGGAUAUUGCUAGUAAAUAUUCUGAUUGUUCUUCUGCGAAACGUGGGGGAGAUCUCGGUUUGUUCGGUCGUGGACAGAUGCAACUGCCAUUUGAGGAAGAAGCUUUCAAACUGAAAGUCGGACAGCUCAGCAAACCCAUUGAGACAGACUCUGGUGUUCAUAUAAUACUAAGAACUGCUUAAAAGUAAUGGAUUUUUGAAAGAAUCAGAUUGCCCCAUUUUAGUUCUGUUGUUCUUUAACACUGUCAUGACAAAGUUAUAACCAAUCUUAUGUUCAAAAUGUUUUAUUUCUGUCUUGCUUUACAAACUGAGACAA